Messenger RNA from Dentiscutata erythropus, 1504 nucleotides. The record is from the annotation of a GenBank genome assembly. NCBI's taxonomy places the organism in Eukaryota, Fungi, Glomeromycota, Glomeromycetes, Diversisporales, Gigasporaceae.
AUGGACGACUAUCAUAUCACGAAGGAAUUGGGGGAUGGCUCAUUUGGCACUGUCAUACAAGCGCAGCACAAGCAAACGGGACAAGUGGUUGCCAUUAAAAAAAUGAAGAAAGAAUUUUCUUCUUGGGAAAAAGUAUGCGAACUGCGUGAAUUCAAGGCACUCAGAUCUUUACCAUCACAUCCAAACGUUAUAUCACUUUCAGAAGCAUUUUUUAUACAGCAGACAAGAGAAUUAUAUUUCGUCUUCGAGCAUAUGGAAUUAAAUCUUUAUCAAUUUAUUAAAGAUAGAAAAGGGAAAUUAUUGAAAGAACGUACUGUACAAUCAAUCAUAUUUCAAAUACUUAAGGGUCUUCAUCAUAUUCAUUCACAUGGAAUAUUUCAUCGUGAUAUGAAACCUGAGAAUAUUUUGAUUUCGACUAAAAAGAAGAUAACUUGUAAUUGUACAAAUAAAUCAGAUUCAACCUGUAAUUCUAAGCAUUGUCGAAAUUCACCUUGGAUAGAGCAUAUUAAGGCCAUUCAAGAUAUACAUAAAAGUGAUAAUUCCGAUAAUUAUAUAGUAAAAGUAGGUGAUUUUGGGUUGGCGAGAGAUAUAAAGUCUAAGCCACCUUACACUGAAUAUGUAAGCACGAGAUGGUAUCGAGCUCCAGAAGUCCUUCUCCGCUCCAGUUCAUAUUCUUCUCCAAUAGACUUAUGGGCAGUGGGCACUAUCAUGGCAGAACUUUAUUCUUUAAAACCAUUAUUUCCUGGACAAAGCGAAAUUGACCAAUUAUUCAAGAUUUCUGAAGUAUUGGGCAGUCCAUGCGUUCGGCCAGAAUUCUCUAUACGGGCGGAUGGUGUUGGAGGAGAAUGGAAAGAUGGCGUAAAGUUGGCAAAAUCUUUGGGAUUUACUUUUUCACAGACCACACCGCAACCAUUGUCUAAAUUAUUUCCUUCGUCAGCUUCGUCACAUUUUCUUGAAUUUAUCUCUCAUCUUUUACGAUAUGAUCCAAGACAACGCCUCACAGCAUUGGAGGCCCUUAAACAUCCUUAUUUUGUUGAGAAUAAUUUUAUCUUUGUACCACAACAUGAACCUGAGGAUAUUAAAACUAUUGGUAUGGAGAAAAAACGCAAGAAUAGCAAUUUCUUACUAUUUAAAAGAAAUAGUGGAAAUUUGAUUUCAGGAGAUAGCAAGACUACCAAUAUAUAUACUUGGAGCAAGGCAAAAGAUACAUCAAACUAUGAUGCUAAUGAGCCAUGUGCAAAUUUGUCUACUUUGCCACUUUCGAACACUGAAGUAACCAAUAUUGCACCGCAAAAAGAUUUUUUUCUUUCAACCAUUAAGGCUGUUGACCAACUUGGGAGUGAUCAGUCGAACGCCGGAAAUGAAAUUGAUCGAAUGGUGAAAGAUAUUGAAGAGAUUAAUCGGGGCAUCAACCCUGCAACUGUCAACUGUGGAUCACCUAUGACUAUUGAUUUGCGAAGAGUACCAAGUAAUCCCAUUCCAUCAUCCUUAGUAUAUUCAAAAG